CUCAAAUAAGACGAAUAAGACAGGGCAUGAAAAAUACAAAAAUAUUGUAACAUCUGCUUGGGAAGUUCCUUUUCAUCCAAGCAAGAGGCAACAGAUGCUGCUUCUUCAUCUUUUGUUGGCUGCUGCCAACGAAGCAGAUAUCACAUGGUAGCUGUGGUCAAUAUCUUUGACCUGGAUGCAGCUGCCUUUCAACACUAUCCAUGUCGAUACACAAAUUCAUUACAGAUCAUGCCCACAGACAAAGCACUGGUGAUGCAGCUGUUGAUCUAUAAUGCUAUUUUGAAAAGGAGAGAAUAGAAUUGACAGUGUCAGCAUAUGCAUGGUAAUGAAAGUAGGUUGGUUGACAUCCAAAUGACUAUCAGAGUCUAACCUCUUUGGGUUUUCAUUGUGUACUUUGCUGGAGCAGGGAAAGUGUGUCACACUGCAACAGCUUGGGUGCACUGUCCGGGGACUGUGCAACUAGGGCACACAAUUGAAAUCAGGCAAAGCCAGAGGACAUAGAACCAUUGACAAUCAGGUCUCCUGAGCCUGACAUGGUCCACUUGUGUGUGUCAAUUUCAAACGAUGGUCUCAGGCUUGAAUCUGUACAGAAAGGAUCACCACAGACAGUGCGAAAUAGGGGAAAGAAGGCGAUGGCUACUCUGCGGCGCCAGUCAAGAUCCAGAACAUCCUCAACUCGACAGGAUCGUGGCUCCUGCUCUUCCACUGCAUCUUGCCCUGUUUUCUCUGGACCAUACAGUGACCAUGAAGAAGAACCUCAACUGCGCCACCAAUCCUCGCCUUUACUCAAAGGUUCUUUUUCCAGCCUCCACAACGCUACUAGUCUAAGCUGCAAAGGAUCCGUUUCUAGCUUACAAGGGUCUAUUCCUUGUAUCCAGGGAUCAUUACCUAGUCUCCAAGGAUCUCUGCCCAAUUUCCAGGACACUUUACCCAACCUUAGGGGAUCAAUGUCUCGGAUGAAGAGGCGGUCGCUAGGCACCCUGGACAGCUCAAGUCCCAGCCCCAGUGAGUGGAGUACCAGCCCCAGCCUACAAAGUGGUAAUGGCAGCUCCAGUGAGGACGACGGAAGUUGGGACACAAACAGCUGGAGCUCAGGGGCAACCUGCAUGCUACGGACUCCUGUUAAGCAAGAUAGCACCGAGCAAUCAGGGGAAUCAGGUGAAAAGCCUUGCACCACUGACCAGACAUCUGCUACUGCGAUUGCUGAACCUGAAGUCAUCUAUCAAAAUCUUAUCUUCUCUCGCCCUGCUAAAGCUAAAAACAAAGAAGAUUCUGCUCCUGAGAGGGCCUCUACAGUGUUAUGGAAAGACGCAGGAACUCAGAGUGUUUCCAAUUCUUGCCUGAAUAAGAAUGUUGCUUCAGUCUCAUGUCAUCAGCCAGGUGAGAAGACUGAGGACAGGCGCCAGUUCACACAGUUUCUGAAUGAGGUAACUUGCAGGGUGCUAAAAUCUAAUGGUGGUCCACAGCAGCAGAAGUCCACCCUCCGACACCGCUACCCUUCUCCUCCACCACCACCACCCUCAACCCCAUCUCACCUGCCGCUAACAACUGCACUGCAUUCAACACCAGUAAACCCACCACUACCACCAUCUGCAUCAGGAAUAAACCUGUGGUACAGCCCGACAAGUUCAAACCUCCAGACCAUCAAGGAGUAUGAUUCAAAAGAUGUUACGAAUUCUGUCCACCAGUGGAGCAAGUCCUUACCCAGCUGUAAGAUCUUGGAACCUGGGGAUGUGUUGAGGAAAGUGAAAGGGGAAAGUCACUCAUACCAAGAGCAAGACCUGGAGCUAUGUACAAAGGUCCAGACCCAGCCCUCCACUGGGAGACUUUAUUUAGAGACAGAUAUUGACAGAGUGAGACACCUCGAUGAACUGGUAGCCAAUGGCACCCUGGGGAAAGAAAGGAACGCGAAAGGACUUGAGAAGGGUAUGGAGAAGGGGAAGGAGAGGGAAAACAGGAUUUCAUGGGAGAGAAACGGAGGUUUAGGAAUGGAGAAAGGGAAGGAGAGGGAGAGGAGAAAAGAGAACCCCUGGGAGAGAGAAAGGGGACCGGAGAAAGGAAAGAAAAAUGAUAAAGGGAGAGAAAAGCCUUGCUGGGAGAAAGACAGAAGAACAGAGAGAGGGAGAGAGAAAGAGAAGACAGUGGUACCUACCAGUUACGAGCCACCUCCUACUCAAUCAGCUUCCAGUGGAUGGAGUAACACUUGCCCUGUCUUCAGAUGGCCAGAGGGAUUUCCCAGAAUGUCCUACAGGUCUACCUCACUGCCCAGACCUCUCAAUAUCCCUGAACCUGAUGGAGAGAUGCAGCAUGACACGAGCUCUUUCCACGACCACAAGGAUGACCUCCGUAAGCGCCUGUCGUACACCACCCACAAACUAGAAAUGGUGGAAACAGAGUUCGACUCCACUCGGCAGUACCUGGAGACAGAGCUCCGCCGGGCCCAGGAGGAACUGGAGAAAUUCACAGAGAAGCUACGCAGGAUCCAGAGUAGCUAUGCCGCUCUGCAGAGGAUCAACCAGGAUUUGGAGGACAAGAUGUACAGGACGUCCCAGCACCAUGAUGAGGAGAAGAGAGCCCUCAGCCGGGAGAUCAUCGUCCUCAACAACCACCUCAUGGAGGCGAAGAUCACCAUUAAUAAACUCAGAGAGGACAAUGACGUGUACAGGAAAGACUGCAACCUGGCUGCCCAGCUGCUGCAGUGCUCCAAGUCUCACUACAGAGCACACAAGAUGUCUGAGCUGCCAGUGGAUUUACAGGAACGAAUUAGUUCCCACAUGGAGAAACAUAAUCGGGGCAGCGGGGCCACCAUGGCAAUGUGCCACUCCAAUUACACUGACGCCGUGCCCACCUCCGUAAUUGCCAAGGUCCUGGAGAAGCCAGAACCUGGAAGCAGCUGCCCUGUAACACGCUCAGCAAGCCCACUGCCGCAAGAUGGAGACUUUCUUACAGGAACAGGAAGCACUGAUCACCUGAACCGCCGCGUUGCAUAUAAAACAUCUGACCUGUACUGCAGCGAUACAGCACUCUACUGCCCUGAGCGAUGGCAAGAAACAGAGCGCAGGCAGAGCGUCGACCUUCACGGCACCGGGCUGCUUCAACUCCACACCCAGAACUCGACUGAUAGCAACCCAGACGAAGAGGCCUACCACUCUGGAAGUUUCUCCCACCAUGAACGUCAAUCCUCCUUCCAGCAACAUCAGGAGUUUGGGACUGGUAGCCUCCCUGCUUCCAGCUCCUACUCGAGCUUCAGCCUUGCGUCAGACGAGAAGGGAGGAGUAAGUGGUGGGUGUGGGCGCACUGCCAGCAGCACCUUAUCCUCUUCCCACCAGGGACUCUAUAUGGACUGGCGAGAUGGUGGCAUUGGGGAUUAUGAGCACAAAAGCAUGUCUUCGUAUGAUAAAGACAGCCCAAGUUUCCCCAAGUCCCACAGCAUCCAGCACAUGGCAACCACCAGGAGCCCGCAAAAGGGUCCCUCACCAUCGUACACUAGGACGGCUUCUUGCUUCAGUGAACCAUACAACUCCAGCUCCCUCCGUCUGGCCUCGUCUCACAGUAUGGGGUCCACGUCUGCACUGGGCCAAGAUCGUGACAGAGCUCUGGACAGUCGAGGUGACGUCCGGGUCCCUGAGGAUGACCUGAGCAGCCGGUGGAGACAGCUCAGUGUGGAAGACAUCAACACCGUCUCAUCUUCCUACCGCAACAUCACAGGGCGGGCCUCUCCGUACAGUUUCUCCGAGCACCACUUUGCCAUGGGGCCCUCCAAUAAGGUCAAGGGAUCUCUCUACAGCAGCUUCCAAGAUGGAGAUGACGUCUUCCAUAGCCGCAUGUUGGACCAGUGCUUUGCUGUGGGUCCCCCUUCGCCCAGCCGCAGUCCCAAACCGAUGGAGCACCACAAGCAGGAGAAAACGUCUGUUUUGUAUAGAGCCAAGGACGACAGUCAGGACUCAGAGUGCAGUCUGUUCCUCUCAGGGAGCUCCAAAGACAAGGAGAGUAGUGUGGGGGCGACGGCAAGCUGCGCCAAGAAGGACUAUGUAAAUCUGAGCGCAGACAGCUCUGCUGAGUCCUUACAUCAUAGCUCCCUCGAGGCCUCAAGUCUUCAAUACUACCCGAGCCCUCGGCCGAGCGUCCGUCCUCGCCCGAGCUCCAGCUCUGCCCUCAGUGUCGGCCCCGCACUUCCAAAGAAGACCUCUCCAAGAUACCAAAAAUUUGGCAGCACGGGACUGACGAGGAAAGACAGUUUGACCAAGGCACAGCUGUACGGUACACUACUGAACUGAACAAGCCACGAGAGGUUUUCAUUUCAUGCAUGAUGAUGAUGAUGAUUCAUAACUUACUCUACUGUAUGUCUCCCUGCAGCGAACAUACUUGGUAUGAUGGGGUAUUAGUAUGUUGCUGUUUUAUGUAUCUCUUAGCCAAGGCACGUUUCAUGAAGCCUGCAACGGUUUUUCUAUUGUAUGUCAAACAGUGUAGCUACCUGACACCAGCUAUUCAGUGUUUUUAGUGAUGAUGAUGAUAAUUAGAGCUCCGGGGAUCAUUUUUAGCACAAACCCAUAAACAGUUUGCUAUUUUUUGGUGUCAAGUACCGCAAGUAAAAUAGAAAAAGGCCAUUAAUUCUUGCUCUAACAUAUACAGUACAGAUAAUGGACUAAAGUGUGUGUAAUGGACCGACAUGAAUUACUCAUGUUAGGGAGAGUUUAUCUAUUAUAAAGUGGACCCUGCUAAUUACAGGCUGUUAAAAAAUAUUCUCUAAUUUCUCUUAAAGAAAACGCAUGCUGUAUAAUGCAUAUAACUAUGAUGGAAAAACACAUUUCCAGUGGAAAUUGUUGUUCUUAAGCCCCUCUAAGAAGGGUUUAAGGCAUAUUUUUCAAUUGGCUGCAUAAAAGGUAUUAAAAAUGGAUUUUAGCUAGUUUUCACAUGUUAACAAAAU
Molecule: messenger RNA, 4927 nt
Organism: Scophthalmus maximus (turbot)
Lineage: Eukaryota; Metazoa; Chordata; Actinopteri; Pleuronectiformes; Scophthalmidae
Product: brain-enriched guanylate kinase-associated protein
Exons: 7
Coding region: 534-4277 (1247 amino acids)
Cellular component (GO): synapse
Source: RefSeq, a predicted model, not a curated record